GAUUGCAAACUUCAUUACUUCACAAGCCAAAGCAAAACAUUACAAAAAUCCAUCACAACAUUGUGUAAUUUUCCUACGAAAUAGACUUUAAUUUAUUGACCAUACAUAAGUUUAAGCAUGGCCCAAAUUUUAGCAGUCCGCAGAUUAGCAGCACUAUUGAAAAACACACAUCGCUGCCAGUUCCUGCCGGCAUCGGCCAACAUUGCCAGUUCAACGACAAACCAAAGGCAAGAAAAUCGCAAAGAAGAGGUCAACAAUGAACCGAUCAAAUAUUUCGGCAGCCAGGCCUCUCGCUGGACGGCACAGCGUAGCCGGGAGGGUCCCAAGGGACAAGAUAUUCCGUGGUUUCAGCCGUACGUGGUAAACUUUAGUGUGGCAGUAUUUCUCAUUUACUUCUGCAUUUUGCGCGAAGAAAACGACAUUGACGAAGGUUUGGGGCGGUCGCUUUUCGAGCGUUCCGGGCUGGAGGAAAAGCAGCUGAUUCUGAGCUACCACUACAACAAGGAGAACGGUCUACCAACGCUCGAUAUCGAAAACAGGAUGAAAGAGCUGGGCAUGAACUUUGAAGCUGCCAACUAGAGCGGUUUGUUACAAAAAAAAAGUUGAUUUACGUUAAGUGGUUUUGCUGUGUACCAUAAUAUCUAGCCUUUUGGAGUGUAAGCUGUAACACGCGAUAAAAUAAAUUAGUUUCCAAAGUGUAAA
Molecule: messenger RNA, 702 nt
Organism: Anopheles arabiensis
Lineage: Eukaryota; Metazoa; Arthropoda; Insecta; Diptera; Culicidae
Source: RefSeq, a predicted model, not a curated record